UUAUUGUUUUUACGUUACAUUAAAUCAGGAGGCGGCACGGUGGACGACUGGUUAAAGCGUCUGCCUCACAGUUCUGAGGACCGAGGUUCAAUCCUGUAUGGAGUUUGCAUGUUCUCCCCAUGCCUGCGUGGGUUUUCUCCGAGCGCUCCGGUUUCCUCCCCCAUCCAAAAAACAUGCGUGGUAGGUUAAUUGACAACUGUAAAUUGCCCGUAGGUGUGAUUGUGUGUGCGAAUGGAUGGAUGUUUGUAUUGUGCCCUGCGAUUGGCUGACAACCAGUUCAGGGUGUACCCCGGCUCCUGCCCGAUGAUAGCCGGGAAAGGUUCCAGCACACCCGCGACCCUAGUGAGGAGAAGCGGCUCAGAAAAUGGAUGGAUGGAUGGACAUUAAAUCAGGAAUAGGAGAGCUGAUCACCACUGCCUGUGAGCUGGGUGUGGCCCAUCCUCCCGGAUACCCGCUCUUCACGCUACUGUCUCGCCUGACAAUGUGUCUUCUGCCCACACUCUCACCAGCCCACAGUGUCAACCUAAUGAGCAGCCUGCUGGGGGCAGUGGCGUGUGGCACGCUCUGCAUGACUGUAUGCAGAUUGGUAGGUCCUGGUCCUGGAGCAGCACUGGCUGGAGGGGUCUUUGCCGUAUCCAGGCUGAGUUGGCAAUGGUCAGUGGUUGCGGAGGUUUUCACCCUCAACAACCUAUUCACUGGGCUGCUCUUCCUUUCUACUGCCAGCUUUCACUUGGCUAAGAAUGUAACUGAGAGGCGAAAGCUUUCACAAUGGGGGGCGCUUUGCUGCGGGCUGGGGCUCUGCAACCAGCAUACCCUGGUGCUGUAUGUACUUGCAGUCAUCCCGUGGGUCUUCCAUAGACUCCACUCACACAGGGAGCUGUCUCUGCGUAGCUUCAUGUCCAUGGGAAUAUGCUUCCUGCUGGGUUUUAUGCCCUACAUCUUCCUGCCUUUCUCCUCCUUCGUGAACUCAGCCCGUUGGAGCUGGGGGGACCAGACCACCAUGUCAGGCCUGCUAACCCACCUGCUCAGGGCUGAAUAUGGCACUUUCAGUCUGGCAAAGACGGAGAGCUCUGUGAACCUGACUGCAUUGCUUAAGGCCCAAUUGGACCACCUCCUGGCAGACCUUUCUCUUCCUAUUGUAGCUCUGGCGGGAUUAGGGCUGCUUCUCUCCUCAACAGAUAGAAUGUAUCGUUCUGUGUCCUGGCUAUUGACUUUCAUGCUGCUUAUAUACUCGUUUUUUUUUGCUUGGAGGGCUAACUUGGACAUCAGUAGACCUUUAAUGCUAGGAGUGGUUGAGCGUUUUUGGAUCCAAGGUGAUGCUGUUGUGUGUGUACUGGCUGGCCUUGGCUCCAGCCUGACCCUUACUGGACUGGAACGGAGUCUAGGCUACGGCGGGUUUUGGAAGACCAUAGCCUGGGUCCUCACCACUGUUCUACUGGCACAUAUGGUGCACACUAAUCACAGGGAAUGUGAUCAGAGCAGCAACAGCGUGGUGGAACGGUUCGGGAGGGAGCUUUUAGCUUCCUUCCCAGCAGACUCCAUCGUCCUGACCAGAGGAGAUCUGCCGGGAAACUCCCUCCGCUACCUGCAUUACUGUCUUGAUGUACGGCCCGAUGUGCGCCUGGUCGACCAGGAGAUGAUGACAUACAGUUGGUAUGUGGGAAAGCUGGGGCCUCACCUCCAUGGUGUGCACUUUCCCGGUCGCCAGUGGGACCCGGUCCACUCCAAGGAGAGAGACACCUUCAGUUUAGAGCGGUUUCUGAUCCACAACUCCAAGAAGGACGUGUUAGCCUGUAUUGGGCUGCCUGAUGGAGACCCAAGCUGGGGACGUAGCUUCUCCCGCUGGCCCUUUGGUGUGUGUGACUUCUUGGUGCCUGCUCAGAGGCAGUUUCACCCCAAAGAGUGGGCGAAACGCACAUACAACCUUUACAACUGGAGCGAGCCACACAAUCGUUUCCACUCUGCAUCGUGGGAGCGUGUGGCUAAUGAGGAGAUGUGGCAAGCCAGGAUGAAGAUGGCUUUCUUUCUAUUUGACCUGGCAGAGAGGAUGCAGGGAGAGGCCAAAUAUGACCUCUUUGAGCUGUCUUACACUCUGUAUAAAGCCCUUGUGGAGUCUUACUCCUCCUACCCUCCAAACUGGGACAAGAACCUGGCACUGGCCUGCGAGAGGCUGGUCCGCACAGGUCAUCAAGGCCACAGUCUAGACGGCCUGCUGAGCUGCAGCAUCCAGCAUUUUAGCCUCUACUUGGACAAGGAACCCGCAGAUCCGCAGGCGCCCGCCAUACGCUCAGCUGUUGCUCACCUGUUGAAAGAGAGAGACCAGCACCGGCAGAGCCUUAAGAAGACCACCUGACAGGUCCUGACACCCACAAGGUGUGAAGGUGACCUAAAAGCAGAGGGAGCAACAAGCUCCUUGUUACACGGGUUCGCCAGAAUGAAACACAAUUAUGUGAUUUAUUUCUUUUUUUCUUUUAUGAAGGUUUUGACUAAAUUGCCACGUUGGAUUAACUAAACCAACUAAACCAGAGUAGUGUGGUGAGAGAGCUGAACUGCAGUACAAGAAGCUUCGAAUGACCCCAAUCAAGUGUGCCCCCGUGGACUCCCACUUGAUUGCUUUAUCAUUACAUCUUCUGUGCCGUUCCCCCCUCCUCUUCUGCUCAUGGAGCUUUUAAUGUACUGAUUAUUUUUGCUUUGGCCCAUGCACCACUUCUCUUUUUUUCUCUCACAUUAGGACGACGAGAUUGAGGGAAACCCAAUUUCGGGGCAGAAAUGGGGGAUUAGAGCAGCUGUUUAAUCUAGGACAAACUCGCACUGUGCCACCCAGUCCCGCCGCUUGCCACCCAUCCCCCUGUCCAUCCAUCAGUCUAUCUUAGAUAGUCUUUUAAAUGUUUAAAACUAAUGGAUUCGAUUAGGUUCCCCCCCCCCCCCCCUCACUCUUCUGUCCUAACGGGAGGCCUGUAAUCCGUCAUGGAUUUAAAUGAAAUGUAAAAUGUCACAAUGCCAGAGACCCUUUUUAAAGAGUGUGUGCGCGCACAUGUCAGUUUGUUUUUAAAUAUUUACGCAUGUGUGUGUGGACGUGCAUAGAUCUCACCCAAAGUUCUUUCCGUGCCGGACACAUCCAGAAAUACGGUCGGUAAAUGGAUCAGCGCUCCCUCACUGAGAAGUUUUGCCAAGUCCAGACGCACAAUUGACAUGCAAGCUUCUGUAGAAAUGGACGUGCCUUUAUGGGCACUUGAACAUGCGAUUGAGGCUCAAGACGAAGGAUCCAGAUGUUGACCUCCCACUGGAGAGCUGAAUGCAGCUUUCUCUGAACAUAAUCUUGACAUUUUAAGAGGAGCAACGGCAGUCAGUUACGUUUUAUAAUUAAAAAUCUGUCUGACUUUACACAAUUUUUCACCUUUUUGUGUCCAGUCAUUUCUAUUUGUUUAAUAAAGAAAUGGGGAACACAGAAGACUUCCUGUCAUUGUUGCCCACUGCAUUCGUGACAUCACAAGUUAUGUUUGUGGUGUUUCUUGUCUUACGCCCUCUUUUUACUUGUCUCCCUUCUGCUGUCACCCUGUCCUCCUCCCCGACCCUCUCUUCUCCUCUCGCUGCCUCUUUCUCUGAGAGUCAGUUGCCCACCCUAAGUCAGCAAGCUGCCGAGGAUUGUGGGAACCCGUGGAAUUGGCGUGACCGAGGAUGCAGGCAGGGAGCCACGACGACGCUGGAAUGUGGGGCGUUUGAGGAGAUAAGAGCUCUGUGAGCUCA
This is a messenger RNA of Phycodurus eques (leafy seadragon), 3747 nucleotides long. It is a transcript of the gene tmem260, whose product is annotated as transmembrane protein 260. The coding region runs from base 365 to 2353 and encodes 662 amino acids. The transcript has 16 exons. The record is from RefSeq and is a predicted model, not a curated record. NCBI's taxonomy places the organism in Eukaryota, Metazoa, Chordata, Actinopteri, Syngnathiformes, Syngnathidae.